Messenger RNA from Mesorhabditis belari, 1281 nucleotides. The record is from the annotation of a GenBank genome assembly. NCBI's taxonomy places the organism in Eukaryota, Metazoa, Nematoda, Chromadorea, Rhabditida, Rhabditidae.
AUGGAAUCAGUUAGCCGGUCCGACGGCCGCGGACUCUCAAUAAGAAAUUCUCAUAUUCUUAAGCAAUUCAAUCAACAAUCAAUCACCAGGAAUCCGAUUUUCUGCACCAUUACCCUUCUUUUCUUUCUCUUUACACUACAAACAGAAGCUCACCUUUGUCGAAUUGAUGACUGCUCAGCGUUUUACUCGCGAACUUGUGACUAUGAAGGAGUCCAACCCGAAUCAACUCAUCGAUAUUGUGAGAUCCUUUCCACUUAUCGCAAUUGUAUCAAUGAAACGAAACGAUUCUGUCACAGUAAUCUCAAGUUUCAUUAUGUUGAAUUUCAUCUAAAAAAGCAGUGGAAAAACUUUCUUUGUGAGAAGACGCUAGAAGAAUCGCGAAACUCUGACAAUCGCUGUGAACUAGCCGAGCCAUCACAUCUGCGAGCCAUUCGUUACUGUACUCUUUUCGGUGGGGCUCAUUUGCGAAAGUUUAACGGAGAAGCGCAAACGAUGAGGGAAAUUGGAGCGAGGCCCUUCGCUGAUAAUCGAUAUUUCCUUGUUCAAGUCACUACAUCGCAUUCAUCAAGCGCUGAUGGGCUACUUGCAGUGCUCACUCGGAUCUCGGUGAUUGUAAAAGCACACAAUUGUACAAAUGGCGUAAAGCUUACUUACGAAGCUGCAACCGAUAUGGAAGCAUUGCCAAAAUGGUUUGUCGAUGGAUCGAGUGUCUAUUCCGCGAAUCAUAAGAGGAAAGCCAUUGAGGUGCACGAACAGGACAAAAACUCGGUGGUGAUCUAUCUUCGGCAUUGCGAUUCGUCGAUUCACAUUCGACGUCAUGGACCGAGGCUAUCGGUUUCUGUGAGAGCUCCAGAGAAUGUGAUUACUAAACAGCCACACUUCGAGAGUCAACUUUGCAUCACCGGUUCAUCUCGUGUUUUCCCGUUAGCCGAAGCUUUAACCGAUCCGAUUGCUUUCUCUCGUUGCCACGCAAUUCGUGAACACGUUCCAUUGAAAUUGGCUGCAAAUCGUUGUGCAAAUUCGAAUCUUACUGAUCAAUUCUUUGAUUCCUGCACUUUUGAUCUCUCGAUAACAGGUGAUGAGUACCUGGUGGCUUCGGCGAUCGACGCUCAAUCCGAUAUUCGUUUCCUUUUCCCUCAUUAUCAGUAUGUGGAACGAGGCAGAAUGAUUCUUCCAGAAAAACCGCAAGAGAUCCCAUUUUUGUGGAAUGAUUGUGUCCGGUACUUUGUUGCUCGCUUAAAUGCAGCCUUUUCUGGCAUCCUCAUGGAAGCAGAAGCAGCU